GUGUUAGGUAUGGGCGGCGCACACCUCUACUCUCAACCCUCUACUCAUGCAGUAGUGGUGUGUUUGGUGUCAGACAUUAACAAUACGUUUAGUUAUGUUUAGUUAGCGUUUAAUUACAUUUAGUUAUUAAUUAUUGACACCAAUUGUCUCAUUCACUGACUCACCUCUUGUGGCCACCGGUCGGCACAUCAAAGCCCCCGCCGGACGAGUGUCUGACACACACACGCAUCACAUCCACCGCUGAAGACAUUGUUGACCACUUCUGGCGCGUGAAUCAGUAAAAACAUGUCUAAAAGACGUAUCGAUUUGAACGAUGGCUUCACGAAGAAGAAUCGGGCCGGCGAUCAUCACUCACACCACUCGGCGGACAUCGACUCGUUGCUGAAGGACGCCAAGAGUAAAGCGUCGGCGGGAGCGGCGGGUCCCGGAGCGGGCGCCGCCACCACCACCGCCGGUAUCAACGCGUGCACACAAUUGCCGUUCAGUCAACGCUAUUACGAGCUGUUCCGCAAACGCAUCCAAUUGCCGGUCUGGGAAUACAAGGAACAGUUCCUGGAGCUGAUCGACAAGAACCAGAUACUG
Molecule: messenger RNA, 582 nt
Organism: Medioppia subpectinata
Lineage: Eukaryota; Metazoa; Arthropoda; Arachnida; Sarcoptiformes; Oppiidae
Source: the annotation of a GenBank genome assembly